This is a messenger RNA of Ascoidea rubescens DSM 1968, 1938 nucleotides long. RefSeq names its product heat shock 70 kDa protein. Lineage: Eukaryota; Fungi; Ascomycota; Saccharomycetes; Ascoideales; Ascoideaceae. The coding region runs from base 1 to 1938 and encodes 645 amino acids. Gene Ontology annotation, cellular component: cytosol; plasma membrane; cytoplasm. Gene Ontology annotation, molecular function: ATP-dependent protein folding chaperone; misfolded protein binding; ATP binding. The transcript has 2 exons. The record is from RefSeq and is a predicted model, not a curated record. Gene Ontology annotation, biological process: vesicle-mediated transport; protein refolding; SRP-dependent cotranslational protein targeting to membrane, translocation.
AUGAGUAAAGCUAUUGGUAUUGAUUUAGGUACUACCUACUCUUGUGUCGCACAUUUCUCCAACGAUCGUGUUGAAAUUAUUGCAAAUGACCAAGGUAACAGAACUACUCCAUCUUUCGUUGCCUUCACUGAUUCAGAACGUUUGAUUGGUGAUGCUGCUAAAAAUCAAGCCGCUAUGAACCCAGUCAACACUGUUUUUGACGCAAAACGUUUAAUUGGUAGAAAAUUCUCCGAUCCAGAAGUUCAAGGUGAUAUCAAGCAUUUCCCUUUCAAAGUUAUUGACAAAGCCAGUAAACCGCAAAUUCAGGUUGAAUUCAAAGGUGAAACCAAAGUUUUCACUCCAGAAGAAAUUUCUUCCAUGAUUUUGACCAAAAUGAAGGAAACCGCUGAAAGUUUCCUUGGUGUAAAAGUCAACGAUGCUGUCAUCACUGUUCCAGCUUAUUUCAACGAUUCUCAAAGACAAGCUACCAAAGAUGCUGGUUUGAUUUGUGGUUUGAACGUUAUGCGUAUUAUCAAUGAACCAACUGCUGCUGCCAUUGCUUAUGGUUUAGACAAAAAAGUUGAAGAAGAAAGAAACGUUUUGAUUUUCGAUUUGGGUGGUGGUACCUUUGAUGUUUCCUUAUUAUCCAUUGAAGAUGGUAUCUUUGAGGUCAAAGCUACUGCCGGUGAUACCCAUUUAGGUGGUGAAGAUUUUGAUAACAGAUUAGUUAACCACUUUAUUGCUGAAUUCAAAAGAAAAAACAGAAAAGAUCUAUCUUCCAACCAAAGAGCUUUGAGAAGAUUGAGAACUGCUUGUGAAAGAGCCAAGAGAACUUUAUCCUCAUCUGCUCAAACUUCUAUUGAAAUUGAUUCCUUAUUUGAAGGUAUUGAUUUCUACACUUCAAUCACUAGAGCCAGAUUUGAAGAAUUAUGUGGUGACUUAUUCAGAUCUACUUUAGAUCCAGUUGAAAAAGUUCUUAAAGAUUCCAAAUUAGACAAAUCUCAAGUGCACGAAAUUGUUUUAGUCGGUGGUUCUACAAGAAUCCCAAAAGUUCAGAAAUUAGUAUCUGAUUUCUUCAACGGUAAAGAGCCAAACAGAUCCAUCAACCCAGAUGAAGCUGUCGCUUAUGGUGCCGCUGUUCAAGCUGCUAUCUUGUCUGGUGACACUUCUUCCAAAACCCAAGAUUUAUUAUUAUUAGAUGUUGCUCCAUUAUCCUUAGGUAUUGAGACCGCCGGUGGUGUUAUGACCAAAUUGAUUCCAAGAAACUCAACCAUCCCAACCAAGAAAUCUGAAACUUUCUCUACUUAUGCUGACAACCAACCAGGUGUCUUGAUUCAAGUCUUUGAAGGUGAAAGAGCUAAGACCAAAGAUAACAAUAUAUUAGGUAAAUUCGAAUUAUCGGGUAUUCCACCAGCACCAAGAGGUGUUCCACAAAUUGAAGUCACCUUUGAUAUUGAUGCUAAUGGUAUCUUAAACGUCUCUGCUGUCGAAAAGGGUACCGGUAAAUCCAACAAAAUCACCAUUACCAACGACAAAGGUAGAUUAUCAAAAGAAGAUAUUGAAAGAAUGGUUUCCGAAGCUGAAAAAUUCAAAGAAGAUGAUGAAAAAGAAACAGCCAGAAUUGCUGCUAGAAACGGUUUAGAAUCAUAUGCUUAUUCAUUAAAGAACACUUUAUCUGAAGAAAAAUUCAAAGAAGCCAUUGAUGCCGCCGACAAAGAUACUCUCUUAAAGGCCAUUGACGGAACCACUUCAUGGUUAGACCACAACACUACUGCCACCACUGAGGAAUUCGGUGACAAACAAAAAGAAUUGGAAGGUGUUGCCAACCCCAUCAUGAUGAAGUUCUACAGCGCUGGAGGCUUCCCUGGUGCUGGAGCUGCUGGAGGCUUCCCAGGUGCUGGUGCUCCAGGCGCCGGUGCUUCUCGUGCAGACGGGCCAACUGUUGAAGAAGUUGAUUAG